AUGUUCACGCGCCGGAAAUGGACUUGAAGAGUGAGACGACGUAGUUGGGGACGCUGCUGUUUGGCAGUCGUUUUGGAGUGAGGGGCUUCCCGGCUUUGGGAAGUGACCGUUGCCAUGGCGGCCCAAGGGGGCCUGGUGGCCAACCGAGGCCGGCGCUUCAAGUGGGCCAUUGAGCUGAGCGGUCCUGGAGGAGGCAGCAGGGGCCGAAGUGACCGGGGCAGUGGCCAGGGCGACUCCUUAUACCCAGUCGGUUACUUGGACAAGCAAGUGCCUGAUACCAGCGUGCAAGAGACAGACCGGAUUCUAGUGGAGAAGCGCUGCUGGGACAUUGCCUUGGGUCCCCUCAAACAGAUUCCCAUGAACCUCUUCAUCAUGUACAUGGCUGGCAAUACUAUCUCCAUCUUUCCUACUAUGAUGGUGUGUAUGAUGGCCUGGAGACCCAUUCAGGCACUUAUGGCUAUUUCAGCCACUUUCAAGAUGCUAGAAAGUUCAAGCCAGAAGUUUCUUCAGGGUUUAGUUUAUCUCAUUGGGAACCUUAUGGGUUUGGCAUUGGCUGUUUACAAGUGCCAGUCCAUGGGACUACUGCCUACACAUGCAUCAGACUGGUUAGCCUUCAUCGAGCCCCCUGAGAGAAUGGAGUUCAGUGGUGGGGGAUUGCUUUUGUGAAUCUGAAAAAAAAAGUACCUGGCACCUUAUGUAUUUGGAUAUCAUUUACAUACUUCUUUACACCCAGUGGCUCCUGACAGAUUAUUCUCAUGAUGAAAAGAAUCAGAAGUUCUCUUUUCUCCAUGAUGAGGAAACAAAUCAUAGAAGGACAAUGUUCAUAUUGCUAAAAACACAAAG
Choloepus didactylus (southern two-toed sloth) is the source of this 843-nucleotide messenger RNA. It is a transcript of the gene EMC4, whose product is annotated as ER membrane protein complex subunit 4. Gene Ontology annotation, cellular component: EMC complex. The record is from RefSeq and is a predicted model, not a curated record. The transcript is spliced from 5 exons. Gene Ontology annotation, biological process: protein folding in endoplasmic reticulum. Lineage: Eukaryota; Metazoa; Chordata; Mammalia; Pilosa; Megalonychidae. Bases 115 to 666 code for a protein of 183 amino acids.